CUUUUUUCCUCCCCAAACCGUUUUAACCAGAUAUCCUACUUCUGGCCAUCUAUCUUUCAGUUCCUUGCUUACAUUGCUAUUUUUUUCCCCUGCUUGGCUCUUUGUCUGCUCUUAUCUCUGAGCCUUUUGCCCAUCCGUACUGUGGCAAAUUUCACCAUUUCUGCUAAUCCACUUUCAGUUCUAUUCGCUCUGGUGCCAACUCUAACAUUAAACCCCCAACUUCCGUUAGCACUAUUUCCAUGUCAGACACCGAGGGAGGCUUUAUCAGGGACGACCCUGACGUAAACCGUCGCAGCACCAGGCGAACCCGCAGCAACGUCUCCUACACGGAAGACGACGCUAUCCAUGUGGACGAGGAUGACGUUCCGUUGGCGAAACGCAGGAGAACCCCAAGACGCAGGGCUAGGACAGAGCCAGAAGAGUUUGUAGUGCUCUCCGAUUCGGAUGUUGAGUUUGUGCCCGGCCAGACCCAGGCGAUUGAGGUCUCCUCCGAAAGCGACGCCGAGCUCGAAGUCAUCGACGAUCCGACGCUCUCUGAAAGGAUCAAUGAUCUCAAGGACACGGCGCGGGAAAAGGCAAGAAAGAAGCCGAAGAAAAAAGCUGUGUCAAAGAAGCCAAGGGUCCCGUACUUCACCCGCGUGACAGAAAAGUUGUACACGAUGCACCCGGACCUCCGCGACGUGUUCCCCGCCCUUGGCGAUCAGGCGCCGAUCGUGCCGGAAAAGGCGCCACACCCUGUACAUAUGACGAUUAAGAUGCUUCCGUUCCAGCUCGAGGGGCUCAACUGGCUUGUAAAGCAGGAAGACGGCAUGUACCAGGGGGGCAUUUUGGCGGACGAAAUGGGAAUGGGGAAGACGAUCCAGACAAUUGCGCUCUUCAUGAACGACCGAGCGAAGCGGCCGAACCUUGUCAUUGCACCGACGGUGGCGCUCAUGCAGUGGAAAUCGGAAAUCGAGGCCCAUACCGGCGGGACGAUGACGGUGGGAGUGUUCCACGGUGCGAAUAGAACGUCCGACCCAGCUGCUUUGGAAAAGUUUGACGUGGUUCUCACGACGUACGCAGUUCUCGAGAGCGCCCACCGCAAGGAGCGCUACGGCUUCAAGCGCAAACACGGAUUGGUCAAGGAAGCGUCUGCGUUGCACGCCGUUCCGUUCUACCGCGUGGUAUUAGACGAAGCCCACAACAUCAAGGACCGCCAGAGCGGGACUGCGAAGGCUGCCAACGAUCUCACGACCCAGAAGCGAUGGUGCCUUCUGGGGACGCCGCUCCAGAACCGCAUCGGCGAGAUCUACUCACUCCUUCGGUUCAUGAAGCUAGAGCCGUACUGCCAGUAUUUCUGUACCAAGUGCGACUGUCGGUCGAACAACUGGCGCUUUUCCGAUCGCUCGCACUGCGACGACUGCGGCCACACACCGAUGUUACACACUAACUUUUUCAACCACUUUAUGCUCAAGAACAUUCUCAAGCAUGGAAUCCAGGGUGACGGCCAGGUAUCGUUUAACAACCUCAGGGUUUUGCUCAAGAACAUCAUGUUGCGCAGGACCAAGGUGGAAAGGGCUGACGAUUUGGGCUUGCCUCCAAGGGUGGUGGAGAUCCGCAGAGACACGUUUAACGAGGAGGAGAAGGACCUAUACUCCAGUUUGUACUCGGAUUCGCGGAGACGCUUUAACGAUUAUGUCGCCGAAGGGGUUGUUUUGAACAACUACGCAAACAUUUUCACCCUCAUUACCCGGAUGCGCCAGCUCGCAGACCAUCCGGAUUUAGUGUUGAAGCGGGCGGGACUGGGCUUGGGUACUGUUGACGGGGUGCUCGUCUGCCAGUUGUGCGAUGACGAAGCCGAGGAGGCCAUUGAGUCAAAGUGCCACCACAAGUUCUGCCGCAUGUGUAUUAGUGAGUACUGCGAGAGCUUCCUGGGGGCUGCCAAGGACUUGGAGUGCCCCGUAUGCCACAUCGGUUUGAGCAUUGAUCUCCAGGCGCCGGCCAUUGAGGUGGAUGCGGAAAUCUCGAAGAAAGGCUCGAUUGUGUCGCGGAUCCGCAUGGACGGUGAAUGGCGCUCGUCCACCAAAAUCGAAGCUUUAGUGGAGGAGUUGUACAAAUUGCGCAGCGAUCGACAAACGAUCAAAUCGAUUGUCUUUUCGCAGUUCACCAGCAUGCUCGACUUGGUGGAGUGGCGCUUGAAGCGCGCGGGUUUCCGCACGGUCAAACUCCAAGGCUCCAUGUCGCCCAUCCAGCGCGAAAAGACGAUCAAGCAUUUUAUGGAAAAUCCGUCGGUGGAGGUCUUUUUGGUGUCGCUUAAAGCCGGAGGGGUGGCGUUGAACUUGUGCGAGGCGUCGCAAGUGUUUAUCAUGGAUCCCUGGUGGAACCCCAGCGUAGAAUGGCAGUCGGGGGACAGGGUUCAUAGAAUCGGACAGCACCGGCCGGUAAAGAUCACCCGGUUCUGUAUUGAGGAUAGUAUUGAGUCGAGAAUCAUCGAGUUGCAGGAUAAGAAGGCAAACAUGAUCCAUGCCACUAUCAACCAUGAUGAUGCUGCGGUCAGUCGUUUGACCACCGCGGAUUUGCAGUUUUUGUUUAACAAUUAA
Messenger RNA from Babjeviella inositovora NRRL Y-12698, 2579 nucleotides. RefSeq names its product DNA repair protein (gene RAD16). The transcript has a single exon. NCBI's taxonomy places the organism in Eukaryota, Fungi, Ascomycota, Pichiomycetes, Serinales. Bases 240 to 2579 code for a protein of 779 amino acids. Gene Ontology annotation, molecular function: ATP binding; metal ion binding; ATP-dependent chromatin remodeler activity. The record is from RefSeq and is a predicted model, not a curated record.